UGCUGUAUUGUUGUAGAAUUUUGUGGAAAAUAAUAUUUGGCUCGUAAAAUUCUUGUAAAUAAAGUUUCGGAAUUCAUAUUUUCAUCCCAUUGUUUGUGUUUUUAUUAUAAAAUACCUACACCUUUAAUCACUAAUGGAGGACAACGGAAAAUUAUCCCAAGAAAACGAAAACAAUGGAAUCAUGCAACGGAUGGAUUGGAUCAGUAACCACGCCGAGCACACGAAUGAGAUUCGCAUGACAAUUCAAUUAGACAUCGAAUCGUUUAAUGCUUUGUACUCAGAAUGUGCUAAGUACUCCCAACAAGUACAAUACGCAAAAAGUCAAAGAAUGAGCAACACUUCAGUACUACCCGAAAUUGAAUGUAAAUUUAUUCGAGAAAAAGAAUUGCACCAAGAACAGCUAAAGGCUAAAUCAUUAACUCUUAAUAAUUCUAUUUCUGUUUACGUUAACAAACUUAAUGAAUUAACAAACUUGAUCAGUCCUGUACAAGCUUAUAUUAUUGAAUCUUUAAUUCAGUGGAAACGUCAACAACAAUUAGCUGGUAAUGGAUAUAAAUGCAUGAAGAAUAUAGAUGUCAUACAAACUUGGUGUGAGAAAUUGUGUGAUUUAAUAUGGAUAGCUCGUUCACAAAUUAAAGAAGCUGAUCGAUUCAGAGUGAAUUUGAGUCGUUUUUUUGAAUUACCACAAUCAUGUGAAAUUAUUAACACACUGCUCAAUAUGACUACUCAGUAUCUUUCAUCCUUGGUGACAAGUACCUUUGUUAUUAUUGCUCAACCGCCUCAAGUAUUGAAAACUAAUACAAGAUUUUCUGCAGAAGUGCGUCUAUUAAUUGGUGGAAAACUCAAUAUCCAUAAAACAUCUCCUGUGGUUAAAGUAUCUAUAGUUAAUGAAUCUCAAGUUAAUCAAAUAAUUGGAAGAAACAGACCAUAUGGUGAAUCUUGUGGCGAAUUAAUAAAUUGCACAGGAAAAAUGGAGUACCACCAAGUGCUCAGACAUUUUUCUGCCAACUUCCGAAGUAUGCAACUUAAAAAAAUUAAACGCACAGAAAAAAAAGGAACAGAAUCUGUUAUGGAUGAAAAAUUUUCAAUUUUAUUUUCUUCAASAUUUUUUAUUGGUAAUGAACUUCAAUUUGAGGUAUGGAAUUUGUCAUUACCAGUGGUAGUUAUUGUGCACGGAAAUCAAGAUCCUCAUGCUUGGGCUACUGUAAUUUGGGACAAUUCUUUUGCUAAACUUGGACGAGUCCCAUUUAAUGUUCCUGACAAAGUGCCUUGGAAAAGUGUGGCAGAAGCUUUAAACAUGAAAUUUUCUGCAGUUACAGGUCGUGGUCUUUCGGAAGAAAGCUUAAUGUUUUUGGCAGAAAARGCCUUAAGAACUCAAAAUGUAGAUUUCAAUAAUAUGAUUAUAUCAUGGUCACAAUUCUGUAAAGAACCGUUGCCACAAAGAAGUUUCACAUUUUGGGAAUGGUUUUAUUCAGUGAUGAAAUUAACUAAAGAACAUCUAAAAGGUCCUUGGAUGGAUGGAGCUAUUAUGGGUUUCAUAAGAAAGUCUGAUGCAGAAAACAUGUUAACAAGAUAUGCAACUGGUACAUUUUUAUUAAGAUUUUCAGAUUCAGAAUUAGGUGGUCUAACUGUUGCCUGGACUGCAUCUAAUGAAUAUGAAGUUUUUAGUCUACACCCUUUCUCAGCUAAAGAUUUAUCUAUUCGAAACUUGGCAGAUAGACUACUAGACUUACCAUACCUCACCAAGUUAUAUCCGAAUAUAGAUAAAGACCUAGCAUUUGGAAAAUAUUAUACACAA
This is a messenger RNA of Diuraphis noxia (Russian wheat aphid), 1798 nucleotides long. Its product is annotated as signal transducer and activator of transcription 5B-like. The record is from RefSeq and is a predicted model, not a curated record. Gene Ontology annotation, biological process: regulation of DNA-templated transcription; signal transduction. Gene Ontology annotation, molecular function: DNA binding; DNA-binding transcription factor activity. NCBI's taxonomy places the organism in Eukaryota, Metazoa, Arthropoda, Insecta, Hemiptera, Aphididae.